Messenger RNA from Oryza brachyantha (malo sina), 1465 nucleotides. Its product is annotated as arogenate dehydrogenase 2, chloroplastic-like. Lineage: Eukaryota; Viridiplantae; Streptophyta; Magnoliopsida; Poales; Poaceae. The coding region runs from base 107 to 1201 and encodes 364 amino acids. The record is from RefSeq and is a predicted model, not a curated record. Gene Ontology annotation, molecular function: prephenate dehydrogenase (NADP+) activity; prephenate dehydrogenase (NAD+) activity; arogenate dehydrogenase (NADP+) activity. Gene Ontology annotation, biological process: L-tyrosine biosynthetic process. The transcript has a single exon.
UUCCCCCAAACCCCAGGUCCCCAGCCCAAGCAGAGCAGGCAGUGUGUCGAGCUGGGCGCGCAGCCCAAACCCCCGAAGCCAAGGGAAUCGACGCGAGAGAGGCGAGAUGCUGUCGUCUUCCACCUCCACCCUCCGCCUCCCCCACCCAACCGCCGCGCGCCGCCGCCACCAACCGCCGGCGGCGGCGGCGAGCCACCAGUUCCGGUCGGCGGCAGCCGCGCCCCGCCGCCCUUCGUCUGCGGCGGCGGCGGUGGCUGGGCGCCUCCGCGCGCGGCCCCAGCGAGGGGGGACCAUCCGCGCGCUGGACGCCGCCCAGCCGUUCGACUACGAGUCCCGCGCGGCGGGGCUCCUGGAGGAGCGGCAGCGGCUCAAGAUCGCCAUCGUCGGGUUCGGUAACUUCGGGCAGUUCCUUGCUCGCACCUUCGCGCGGCAGGGGCACACGCUGCUCGCUCACUCCCGCUCCGACUACUCCUCGCUCGCCGCCUCCGUCGGCGCCUCCUACUUCCAGGACCCGCACGACCUCUGCGAGUGCCACCCGGAUGUGGUGCUCCUCGCCACCUCCAUCCUCUCUGCGGAGGCCGUCCUCCGCUCGCUCCCCGUCCACCGCCUCCGCCGCAACACCCUCUUCGUCGACGUCCUCUCCGUCAAGGAGUUCCCCAAGAACCUCCUCCUCAGCUCGCUCCCGCCGGACUUCGAUGUCAUCUGCACCCACCCCAUGUUCGGGCCGGAGUCCGCGCGCGACGGCUGGGACGGCCUCCCCUUCGUGUUCGACAAGGUCCGCGUCGGCGACUGCCCCGCCCGCCGCGCCCGUGCCGAGGCCUUCCUCAACAUCUUCGAGCGCGAGGGGUGCCGCAUGGUGGAGAUGACCUGCGCCGAGCACGACGCGCACGCCGCCGAGACGCAGUUCCUCACCCACACCGUCGGCCGGAUGCUCGCCAUGCUGGAGCUCCGGUCGACGCCCAUCAACACCAAGGGUUACGAGACCCUCCUCCGGCUCGUCGACAACACCUGUAGCGACAGCUUCGACCUCUACAAUGGCCUCUUCAUGUACAACAAGAACUCCACUGAGCUGCUCAACCGCCUCGAAUGGGCCAUGGAUUCCGUCAAGAAGAAGCUCUUCGACGGCCUCCACGACGUGCUCCGGAAGCAGCUCUUCGAGGGCUCGCCGCAUGCCCCCAACAACGCCUCCGUCCGGAAGUAGCCGCCGCGCUCCAUGCCUCAAUGGCUACAUGGUACUGUAUCAUCAUGAAAUGCUCUGUUACUAAAGCUAAGUUCUUGGUGCUCAACUGCAUUGCAAUGUGCAAAUCUGCUCCUGUAUUAUUCUUUACAUGGUUCUUUGAACCCUUUGUUCCUUGCCUUGUUCAGCUGUGCUUCAUUCCAAGUAAUUUCCUCUUGGAAAAAAAAAGGCUAUAUUGGAAUUAUGACUAUGUAUAUGAGGAUGAAGAAAUAAAUUUGGCAUUGAAAA